Anguilla anguilla (European eel) is the source of this 5643-nucleotide messenger RNA. RefSeq names its product capping protein regulator and myosin 1 linker 3 (gene carmil3). The record is from RefSeq and is a predicted model, not a curated record. The coding region runs from base 136 to 3903 and encodes 1255 amino acids. The transcript is spliced from 36 exons. Gene Ontology annotation, cellular component: lamellipodium; plasma membrane. NCBI's taxonomy places the organism in Eukaryota, Metazoa, Chordata, Actinopteri, Anguilliformes, Anguillidae. Gene Ontology annotation, biological process: regulation of Arp2/3 complex-mediated actin nucleation; cell migration.
UCUCUCUCUCUCUCUCUCGCUCUCUGUGAUAUGAUUUGUAUAUGAGCAUUGGAGCCGACGGUUCUUCUGUCGGAAUGCCAGUGCUACAGGAAUUAGCUCGCUUCCACUGAUCACAGAAAACGGAGAGAGACCGCGAUGGCUUCAAAAGAACUCGCCGUCUCCUGUUUCGUCAACGUCAGCAGGGAAAUAACAGAGAGCAUCAAGAAAGUGCUGGAGAAGCCUUCCAUCAAGUUCGUACGCGGCGUGAAGUUGGACACGAAGAGCGGCAAAUCCGAGGACAGGAUUCUGGUGCUGACGGCAUGGAGGCUCUACCUUCUUGCGGCCAAGGUGCCGACAAAGGUCGAAACAACUUUCAACUUCUUGGAGAUUCGCGCAAUGAACACUCACCCCGAGCACCAGGUUGUCAUAGAAACGGACAAGUCCACAUCCUCCCUGAGGCUCCAGUCACGUGAUCACCUUGAUCAUGUGAUCAGCCACAUCAACUUUGCCCUCUCUCGAAUCUUCAACAACUCUGUGUUCGCUCCAUCCAUCUGUCGGUAUGACGGGGACCCCUCUGACGGGAACCGGAAGUUCUCCCCGAGCUCAGAGACUUCUGUGGAAACGCAGAGAGCUUGUGGGGGAUUCUCAGAGACCUAUGCAGCGUUAUGUGACUACAAUGGCAUCGGGUGCAAAGAGGAAGUGCAGUGGGAUGUGGACACCAUCUAUCACUCUCAGGACAACAGAGAGUUUAACCUGCUCGACUUCAGUCACCUUGAGAGCAGGGACCUGGCAGUGAUCGUGGCCUCCAUGGCAUACAACACCUGGUUCACCAAACUCUACUGCAAGGACCUGCGCAUAGGCUCUGAGGUCAUAGAACAGAUCUUGCACACGCUCAGUAAGUCCAGCAGCCUGGAGGAGAUCACUCUGGAGAACGCUGGACUCAAAGCAGACUUUCCUCAGAAAAUGGCGACGGCUCUGUCUGAAAACCCUGCCUCCGUCAUCCACUCCCUCAACCUGGCACACAACACGCUGGAUAACCAGGGCGUCUCCAACCUCAUUCAGCAAGUCUGUCGCCUCAGCAGAGGCCUCCGGCUGCUCAACCUCUCCAAGACCUCGCUGUCCUCCAAGGGUGUGGUGGCUCUCUCCCAGGCUCUCUGCUCCAGUGAUGAUUACUCAAACUCCCUCCUGCACCUGGACCUCAGCCGCAACCCAGGGGUGCUGUCUGGGGAGGACGCCACGAACCUGUAUCUUUUCCUGGCACAGCCUAACUGCCUGGUGCACCUGGACCUCUCUGGAACAGACUGCGCCGUGGAUUCGUUGUUUGGGGCGUUACUCAGGGGCUGCUGUGCUGAUCUCUCCUACCUGAACCUCUCCAAGAACUCUUUCUCACACAGGAAAGUACGGGAGUCUCUUCCGUUGUUUCGUCAGUUUUUCAGCUCGGCCUUCAGUCUCACACACCUCAGCCUGGCGUCCAUGAAGCUGCCCCUCGACGUGCUCAGCACCACACUGAGGAGUGUCACAUGGGACCGUAACAACACCACGGCAACUGGGCUCCAGGAUGUGGCCCGAGCUCUUGAACACAACUUCACUCUGCAGUACAUGCCCCUCCCCCUCAGUGAUGUCACCCAGGCCUACCGUGGCUCCUCAGAGAAGACUGAGCAGGCGCUGACCAAGAUCCAGCGUGCUCUGCUGAGGAAUAAUCAAACCCAGAGGUUCUCUCAGAGGCAGGCCCUCCGCCUCCACCAGGGCCUGGUCACCAGCACUGCCGAACAGGUGAUGGAGCGCCUGUGUGUGCGCGUGCAGCAGCAGGUGUGUGUUCUGCGGGGGUCGAGCGAGGGGGAGGAGCUACAGGCCGCCAGGCAGGUGCUGAAGGAGGCCCGGAACUCCCGCGCGCUCUACCCCUCUCUAUGUGAGCUGGCCCAUGUGCUCUCAGUAGACGGGCCGGUCAGACAGAAGCUGGACUCGCUGGCAGGAGAACUGGCCAAAGCAGCGGACAAAGAGCUGCAGGUGAUCGUGGACUCCAUGGUGUCGCUCUGUCGGGAGCUCUGCCCUCUCUCCUCCUCGGCGGCCGAGCGCCUGACUCCGCCCCUCUCCUCCGUCUCCGAGCGCGUCUCCAUCCCUCGCUCCACCAUCCGCUCCGCCCUGAUGGAGAGAGCAGCACAGGACAUCCACCGAGCUCUGGAGGAGGUGAAGCUGUCGGUGGUCUCCUAUCUGACGAACUCCAUAGUGGAUCAGAUUCUGCAGGAGCUCUACAGCACACACAAAGCCCUGAGUCGGCAGGUGUCUCAGGUGAAGCCCUGGGACGAGACCGGGACAGGGAGGAGAUCUCACAGACACCGAGACUCCCUGGACAUCACUGACGAAGAGCUGGGGACCAGCAUCGACACUAUUGCUAUAAAGAAGAGGAGCUCCAGGACAAGACGAAUCCGCCCCGUGUCCACCAGACUGAGUCUGGGUGAUGACUCCAGUGCCUCCCCUCCGUCUUCAGUACCGCCACACUCCGCCCCCCUCUCUCGCUCUGCAUCAUGGGAGUGUCUGUCUGCCCUGCCUACCCAGGGUGCACCUCUGCAUCAUGUGACCAGGGUUAGGCCGAGGCCACCGCGGAAGCACCGGAGAGGACACGCCCCUCCUGAAGCACACUGCACAGAAAAUGGAGCCGUUACUCCUCUCGAUGAUGGACUGCCUGAUUUUUAUACCAAGAGAGUCCUGCCUGGCAGCCAGCUUUCAUCUCUUCACCAAGCUCAGUCCUUCAGAAGAAAGAAGAGACGCAGUAUGCUGUCAAUCUUUGGUUUCCGUAGGAACCGCAACUCUACAGUCUCCACUCAGGAGUCCACGGCGGUGGCAGGUGCCUGUGGAGAGGAGCCCAGGACAGUGGCGUCUGCUCCCAGCAGUUCUGCUACAGAGAACAUAUACGCUAUCCCCCACCGUGCAAGGGAUUGUGGGAAAGCAGAUCCCCCCAGGGAUGAGGCUAAGGGAAAAGAAGAGGAACAGAAGGGGGAGGGCCAGCUGGAGGCUAAACCAAUGCCUGGGGUGGGGGGAGGCAAAUCCCCCUGCUUCUCACAGAAAGAGGGAUCGGAGCAGGACACGGAGACAGACAAACCCACAGACCCAGACGGGCCAGCAGACGAGCCGGAGGAGACGGACCAGGGCGGGGACGACCGACAGACGGACAGACAGACGCCACACCCGCAGACUGAGGUCCAGAGGGGCCCCAGGACCCCCGUGGACGUGCUGGCUUCCCCGGGGCCGGGGCCGGGGCUGGGGCCGGGGCCGGAGACGGACAGACGGACAGGGGCCACGCCCACAGAGGAGCAUUGUGGGGACAUCGCGAGCGGGCCGAGGCCAGACCCCCCGCCGCAGAGCGCCAAGCCCAGCCUGGCCCAUAUGAGGCAGCGCCACCUGCAGCAGAGCUCGGAGUCAUCUGUGGAAGGAGAGUUAGCAGUGGGGAGAGAGAAAGAGGUGGAGGAGGAGGAGGAGGAGGAGGAGAGAGGUAGCAAAACAGAGGGACAUCCUCCUCCCAUCCCUGAAAAGCCUGUUGACCUUAAACCAAUCAGCAACAGGAGUCCUGUGGACACGCCCACUGCUGUGAUGUCUCCAAUAGAGGCAGCCAGUGAGAGAAAGAUCCCGCCUCCUGUGCCUUCAUCCCUCACCAAGCCUAUCUUGGGUUCAGUGGACAUGGCUGUCAAUCAAGAUGAAGAGGGGAUGAAAGGAGCAGUUCCUCUGAAGCCCCAGAGGAACAGGAAGUCACACUCGUGUGAUAUAGGCUUUGACAGGGACAGCUCUGGCAUCCCUGAGAAACUGUCUGACCGCAAGCCCCCAAUGAAAAAACCCAGACUGCCCCAGAACAGAAACAAAUCCCUGGACCUCCCUGGUACUUCUACUGGUAAUGGAAGUCGAGAUUUUGGCAACAGUGAGGCCUCAUGACAACAGUGGAGGCCGCUGACAGUUGCCAUGACAACUGUGGAAUAAGGGGGCGAGAAAGAGAGUGAGAGAGAGAGAGUUGGAGGGGUCGGUACAAUCAGAAGUGCACUGAGCAGAGAUCACACAAAAACACAUCUGUUUCUCUCCUCUCUCCCUCCACCUACACACACACACACACACAAGUACACAUAUGCACGCACAUGCACACACACACACACACACACACACACACACACACCAUGUUGCAAUGUCUGGAGUGGCCCUGAAUCAGGUGGCUAUUGGCCACCAUCCCACUCAGUGACAUCACAACCAGAAUGACAUUCUGGAGUCCAAAGAGCCCUGUGAUUGGCUGUUUCCCUCUGUUGCUUCCUCCCCUUUUCACUGUCCCUCUGCUGGCAAACUGUGAUACCGCUGCAGUAUGAGCAACAUAAUCAUUAUCAUAAAAAGUGUUAAUAAUAUGUGCAUAUUUUAUGACAUUUUGCAACCUUCGUUCGAAUCAGUUUUAGAAUUACUGUCUGCCUCUUAUGCCUUACGGAAAUUGAAUAUACUGAGGUGUAUUGUAAAUAAAUAUGUGGAUCGUUAUUUUGAGAAUAUCGUAAUAAAUAUAUUUCACAGCAGAUAUAUACAUACAUACGAAAAUACAAUGAGCUCUACAAUGUUUUGGAAAAAAAGAUAUUUGUUUUCUUGAUUUGGCUGUGUGCUCCACAAUUUUUGAUUUGUAAUCAAGCCAUUCACAUUUGAUUAAAGGGCACAUUCUCAGCUUUUAUUGUUUAAGGUAUUUUAACACACUUUUAUUUUACCACGUAGAAAUUACAGCACUUUUUAUAGAUACCAAAAGUACCUGUACCCGUCGGACAAGCGUUUGGGAGUUUUUCUUCAUUACAGUGAGAAUUCAUUGCUCAUCAACUGUAGAGGUCUUCCUUCGCCUACAUAGGCCCUUUGCAAUUACUGAGCUCUCCAGUGCUCUUUCUUUUUAAUGAUGCUCCAAGAAGUUGAGUUUGGAAAGCCUAAGGUUUCGCCUGUGUCUUUGAAUGUUUUUUUUUUCUAAUUUCUCAGACACAUAAUGGCUUCCUUGACUUUCGUAGCUCUGGUUCUCAUGCAGACAAAUGCCUAUCACAGACUCCAAAAGGCAAUCACAAGCCAAGAAUCAAGACUAGAUACUGAAAGCUCUCUAAUACCUGCACUACGGAAGCAAUUAAAUGUCUGCAUGGUGAAACCAAAAUGUAUAACAAAACCGUUUGAUAAAAGGUGAAAUUCUGCACCUGCACAUGUGAAUUGUUCGAUUACAAAUCAAACAUUGUGGAAUUCAGAGCCAAAUCAAGAAAUAAUAUGUCGUUGUCCUAAGCAUUAUUGAGCUCACUGUAUAUAACAAUUAAUUUCUGAGAGGCAACAAUUUGUGUAUUUGCCCAUACAUCAUUAACUGUUGCAAUACCUUGAUAAUGAUUACGUUAUUUCAAUAUAUUUUAUGUGCAUUCUGUUUUCAUAAGAACUAUUAUUAUUAUUAUUAUUAUUAUUAUUGUUAUUGUUAUUAUCAGGUUUGCAUUGAUGUUUAUGUUAUUGAUCUGUGAUCAGUGUCCAUAUAGUUUGCUGUAGCCUGAAUUUGCACUGAGUUGUUGAUAAUCCUUGUCUGAAGCGAGAUGAUUUAUAUCUUUUGGCUUUUCUGGACUGAAAUGCAAUAUAUUUUAUAAAAGUUUGUGUGAGAGUAUGAAUAUUAAUGAAUAAAGAGGGAGGCUCUGUCCUAUG